AUGGAUGCUCAUUCACGAGAUGAGAAUGUGGCCACCUUCCGGGGCUCCGAGUACCUGUGCUACGACCUGUCUCAGAACCCGAUCCAGAGCAGCAGCGACGAGAUCACCCUUUCCUUUAAGACGUGGCAGCGUAAUGGGCUCAUCCUGCACACGGGCAAAUCGGCUGACUAUGUCAACCUGGCGCUGAAAGAUGGUGCGGUCUCCUUAGUCAUUAACCUCGGGUCAGGGGCCUUUGAGGCCAUUGUGGAACCCGUGAAUGGCAAGUUCAAUGACAACGCCUGGCACGAUGUCAAAGUGACCCGCAACCUUCGGCAGGUGACAAUUUCAGUGGACGGAAUCCUCACCACAACAGGCUAUACACAAGAGGACUACACGAUGCUGGGCUCAGAUGACUUCUUUUAUGUGGGAGGGAGCCCGAGUACUGCCGACCUACCAGGCUCACCUGUCAGCAACAACUUCAUGGGCUGCCUCAAAGAGAUUCUGUGUUAA
Messenger RNA from Trichosurus vulpecula (common brushtail), 489 nucleotides. RefSeq names its product neurexin-3-like. Lineage: Eukaryota; Metazoa; Chordata; Mammalia; Diprotodontia; Phalangeridae. Bases 1 to 489 code for a protein of 162 amino acids. The record is from RefSeq and is a predicted model, not a curated record. The transcript is spliced from 4 exons.